GCCAGAUUAGCCGUCGCUUGUGUUUUCCAUCCGACAUCGUUCGUUCUACCGCAUACGCGCUGCGCAGGUCGCACCUGUGUAAGUUUAGCGCCCUCACGGCAGGGCUCGCAAGGGAGGAAGAAGACGAAGACGACGACGAAGAAGAAGAGGGGGAAGAAGAGAGUGAGGGGGCUUUAUGUGGUAUCGCCUGCCGGGAUUUUGCUGUCCGUUUCCGCUUCUUUGCACAGUGUCGUAGGGUAUCUUCCAGAGCGGUGAAACGAUGCCAAUGCUCGUGCGAUUCAGCGGGCACCCAUCUCCCCGAGCUCUGAGACGAGAGCGCCUAAGUGGACUUGAGCCUAGUUAAGGAUUCUCUAGCUUUUUGUCUUCUUGAUUGUUUUCCGUACACACGAAAGUACGAAGAGGACCAAUGAAAGACGAAUGUGAGCUGAUACUGCACAUCAUGGAAGCAUGGAUGCUCCAGGGGUGCACACUUUGAGCAUUGCUCGUCUCCGAGGUUGUGAAAUGAUCAGGUAACCCCUCCUGCACAAUUGAUCAUUAGAUUUCAGAUACAGCAGUCUCAACAAUCCUUGAAUCGGCUAGUGCCUUAGAAGUAUGACAAUCAAGUACAGAAGGCAGGCUACAGCUACGAGAUCCACGAGAACUCAGACCCACACAUGGGCCCAGGGGGAUAGAUUGGCAGAUGACGGGGAUGUUGAUGUCUUUGAUGAUGAGUGCAAAGAAACAUUUAUAACUAAGAGUGACGUAUCUCUGGCCACGGUCGCUACAUCUGGAGCGCGUAGGCAAAGCGUUUCGGGUAGCUCGGUUGUAAAAAAUAUGGUUGCAGAAACUUCGGACAGGGGUGAAAAAAUUGCGAGACAAUUCACCUUAGGUAUCUUAACUAAGUUCUCGCAACUCCGCCAGAAAUUGCAACGAGACCAUUGGGAUAUGAUUACAUCAACGAACACCACGAAAUUUGCUGUGAUAGCAGGGUCCAAGAUGCUGGAGCUCAAAUGGUACCACGACUUCAAUGACGUGGGUCAUGUUCCCGGCGUACGAGUCGGUGACUGGUACUCGUAUACAUACGAGCUUCUUCUAAUUGGCUUGCAUAGACAUCUCCGAGGCAACAUAUGCCACCUUUCCUCUACUUCAGAACUGUCGAAAACCAAGUACAAGAAUCUAAGCGUUGUAUGCAGCAUUGUUAUUGGCGAAAACGACCAUGUGUCUGGCGAUUCACUCCUUUUCAUCGGUCAAGGCGGAAAACAGAAGCAGUCGAGGGCAGAAACUGGUAACCUUGCCAUGAUGAAUUCGUGCAACUUGUCCCUGCCUGUGCGAGUCAUAAGACGGGAGAAAGAUAUGGGCAGCACCACUGGCCAGAGACUUACUUAUUAUGGGCUGUACAAAGUGCUGAAAUUUAUUCUAGAUACAGGCAUCCAUGGCCAUUCUGUAUACAAGUUUUUCCUUCAGAGAGAGGGGGGGCAACCGAGCUUGGAGUCUUUCUUACCGAAGCCAUUUACUAAGCCAGAUCCUUCAUCUUCUCCUGGCGUAUUGUUGACACCUGAUAUUUCCGAGGGUGUGGAGCAGACUCCAGUUCGUGUUGUGAAUGGAGUGGACGUCAACGCUCCGGAUACUUUCCAUUACAUCACCACUGUUGUCUAUCCACACAGGGACGUCCCGGUUCAAAUCCAGGCCUGUGAAUGCCACUUUGGCUGCGAGGAUGGCAUUUGCCCUUGUGUGAAGAAAAACAGUGGUGGUGUGCUGGCUUACAACGAUGAUGGUCACCUCAUUCGAGUGCGCAACAUUGUGUAUGAGUGUGGGAGUUUUUGCAACUGCAGCCAUGCCGCUUGCCGAAAUAGAGUGAGCCAAAAGGGGUUAAAAUGGCACUUGGAAAUAUUCAGGACGAUGUCAAAGGGGUGGGGUGUUCGCACUUUAGAGUUCAUCCCCUCCGGCAGCUUUUUGUGUGAACUUACUGGGGAGCUACUCACAGCAACCGCUGCAGCUGAUAGAGAAAACGAUGAAUAUCUCUUCAACCUUGACUUUCAUAAAAAUGCUCGGGGACGCGGUAAACCUUCAAAGUCAAAGCGACAGGCUUUGGUUGAGGAGCUAUCGGCGCACUAUGUAAUUGAUUGUAGAUUAAGUGGGAAUGUUGCGAGGUUCAUCAAUCACAGCUGUAACCCGAAUCUAUUUGUGCAAGGCGUACUUCACGACCAUGGUGACUUGAAUCGAGGCCACAUUAUGCUGUUUGCAGGGGAAGACAUAGCUGCUGGAACCGAGCUUGCUUAUGAUUAUGGUUACGAGCUGAAUUCUGUUCGUGACAUCCAUGGGAAUGUGGUUGCAAAGCAGUGCCUUUGUGGCGUAAGUAUAUGCAGGAAAAGGAUGUAUUGACCUCAGAGCUUUUCAAAUGCCUCGAUCCCUUGUACAUUAGGUCGAUGUUUGUGGAUACGGCAGUUUCAUUCUGGAGUCCUGAACUUGGGCAUGAGCAAUUCUUUGGUUUACAACAGCCUUGGACUCUGAUGUAUAUCCCUCACUGUCUGGGUUAAGAUUAUUUAGAUUGAAGGAUCAGAAAUAUACUACGGAAACAGGUGCUCCAUCAACCAACAAGUUCGAAGAAUGGAAAUCCCGUAGUGCUAAAAAUUCUUCUUUUUUUAAAUCGGGGCUAGAUCACUUUAGAAUUUGUUAACUCUAGCUCAAAACUUUUGAAACCUAGGUUCAAAACCCUCGCCUUUGGCAUGGAUCGCUCAUGUCAACUGCAUGGCACGUUUUAGUCCAAGCUUCUUUGAUGAGGUUUUACGGAACUCAGGUCCAAUUGAUUAUAAACUCACAGGUUACUAACACCAGGUACGCUAGAUUGUAACGGUUGAAUCCACAACUGUUGGGAACCCUAAAAUCGUUUCUCGCUUAGGGGAGUAGUGGUUUUCAACAGCUGUACUUCCACAACCCACAAUCAAUAACAUUCUUCUUUCACUCCUU
Messenger RNA from Physcomitrium patens, 2946 nucleotides. The record is from RefSeq and is a predicted model, not a curated record. NCBI's taxonomy places the organism in Eukaryota, Viridiplantae, Streptophyta, Bryopsida, Funariales, Funariaceae.